UGCCCGGCGAGCUUUGGGCCAGUGUGUGCCCAUGGCCACCCCGCGGGCCCCGGAGGUCGGGGAGCUGCUGGAGGCGGCCCGCCGGGCCUUCCGGGACCAAUUCGGGCACCAACCCCGGCUGGCAGCCUCCGCACCGGGCAGGGUCAACCUGAUCGGGGAGCACACGGACUACAACCAGGGCCUGGUGCUGCCCAUGGCCCUGCAGCUGGUGACAGUGCUGGUGGGCAGCCCCCGGGAGGACGGGCUAGUCUCCCUGCGGACCAUCUCGCCGGCCACCGAUGAGCCCCGAAGCCUAAGCUUCCCCAUGCCGACGGCCGAGCGGCCCCUGGAGCCCGGAAAGCCCCACUGGGCCAACUACAUCAAGGGGGUGAUCCAGCACUACCCAGCCGGCCCCCUCCCCGGGUUCAACGCGGUGGUCGCCAGCUCCGUGCCCCUGGGUGGGGGUCUCUCCAGCUCAGCAGCCCUCGAAGUGGCGACCUACACUUUCCUGCAGCAGCUCUGCCCAGACUCUGGGCCAGUGGUGGCCCGGGCACAGGUGUGCCAGCGGGCGGAGCACAGCUUCGCGGGGGUGCCCUGUGGCAUCAUGGACCAGCUCAUCUCCGUGCUUGGGCAGGAGGACCACGCGCUGCUCAUCGACUGCAGGACCCUGGAGGCCCGCCCGGUGCCCAUGUCUGACCCGAAUCUAGCAGUACUCAUCACCAAUUCCAACGUGCGCCACGCGUUGGGUUCCAGCGAGUACCCGGUCCGCCGGCGCCAGUGCGAGCAGGCCGCCAGGGCUCUGGGCAAGGAGAGCCUGCGGGAUCUUUCCUCCGAACAGCUCGAGGCCGGGAAGGGGCUGCUGAGCGAGGUGGAGUUCCGGCGGGCUCGGCACGUCGUCGGGGAGAUCGGGCGCACGGCCCAGGCUGCGACGGCGUUGGGUGCUGGGGACUAUGCCACCUUUGGCCGCCUCAUGGUGGAAAGCCACAACUCCCUCCGGGACGACUAUGAGGUGAGCUGCCCGGAACUGGACCAGCUGGUGGCUCUGGCCCUGGCCGUGCCCGGCGUGUAUGGCAGCCGCAUGACCGGUGGCGGGUUUGGGGGCUGCACGGUCACCCUCCUGCCAGCCGACGCGGCCCCCCGCGCCAUGCAGCAUAUCCAGGAGCACUACGAGGGCACUGCCACCUUCUAUCUCUCGCAGGCGGCCGCUGGGGCCAGGGUGCACCCCCUGUGAAGACCCCUCGCGGUGCCCAUCCCGGCUGUGCACGGGAGAGGCAUUUGCCGGUUGGUCCCAGGGAUGGAAGGCAGGGCCGUGCCCUGUUGGAGAGAGGACGAGGGGCCAGCUCUCUAUUUGCAACGUUACCUGCAAUACAGGUGUCACUGCUUGCGAA
Messenger RNA from Tachyglossus aculeatus (Australian echidna), 1367 nucleotides. It is a transcript of the gene GALK1, whose product is annotated as galactokinase 1. The coding region runs from base 32 to 1210 and encodes 392 amino acids. Gene Ontology annotation, biological process: galactose metabolic process; carbohydrate phosphorylation. Gene Ontology annotation, cellular component: cytoplasm; cytosol. Lineage: Eukaryota; Metazoa; Chordata; Mammalia; Monotremata; Tachyglossidae. Gene Ontology annotation, molecular function: ATP binding; galactokinase activity. The record is from RefSeq and is a predicted model, not a curated record. The transcript is spliced from 8 exons.